Molecule: messenger RNA, 2895 nt
Organism: Magnusiomyces paraingens
Lineage: Eukaryota; Fungi; Ascomycota; Dipodascomycetes; Dipodascales; Dipodascaceae
Exons: 3
Coding region: 1-2895 (964 amino acids)
Biological process (GO): intracellular protein transport; endosome organization; vacuole organization
Cellular component (GO): HOPS complex; endosome
Molecular function (GO): protein binding; protein-macromolecule adaptor activity
Source: RefSeq, a predicted model, not a curated record
AUGUCAAUCACCACUUGGAGAUACUUUAACUUUUUUGACGCCACCCCUAUUAAAGACCCAUCUCUUGCAGAUGAACAUACUCUUUACUCAGACCCAGGCCUAACAGCCAUUGCCCCAGGCCUAACCACUAUCUUCUUUGCCACUUCAAAUGCUACAAUCAAAGAAUUUGGACAAGACCUUACACUAAAGCAAACAUGGACAGCUUACGAUCCAGCAGUCAGUAUAUCAUAUCUCCGCUAUCUCAAAGGUACCAGUCUACUACUUUCAGUUGGCGAACUUUCCGGAGUUGGUCCCGUCAUUAAGCUUUGGAAUUUGGAAAAACGCGACAAGAAAACAGGCUUCCCUCAUCUUCACUCUACAGUCACUGUUUCCAAUGGUGAUAAUAUUUCUCCUAUUUCUGCCUUCGACCUGACCUCCGACCACACAAUGCUCGUUUUUGGUUUUGCCGAUGGCACUGUUAUUCUUGUCCGUGGUGACAUUGUUCAUGAUAGAGGAGCCCGCCAGCGUGUAGUUUACGACAGCAAUGGGCCUGUUACAGGGCUAGCCUUUUACGAAAACAAGACGGAAAAUACCGCCACUCUUUUUGUAGCAACUGUCAACCGCAUCUUUACUGUGUCUACAACAGGAAAAAACAAUGGUAAACCUGAAAAGGUUCUUGACAAGACUCGCGGUGCAGACUUGGGAUGCACAACUUUUGACCCUAUCAAACAAAUGUUUGUUGUGGCCCGCUCAGACUCGGUCUCUUACUAUACCACUACAGGCCGCGGGCCUUCUUUUGUCUUUGAAGUUUCGAAAAAACGGGUUUUUACUUAUAAACAAUAUGUGGUCAUGGUUUCCUUUGGAGGAACUCCUUCUUCUGAAAGUGGUGUUUCUCUCAGUAACCUGCUUGGCUCGGUCGAUGAACUUUAUACCACCUCGAGACUACUUAUUGUAGACGGAGCCAACCAGUACAUUGCAUAUACUGGCCAAAUUUCCGGAGUAAUCAAGGACAUUUUUGUCCAAUGGAACAAGCUUUUGGUGCUGGGCGCCGAUGGCGUUUUAUACCAAUUUGAAGAAAAGUCUCUCCAAGCCCGUCUUGAUAUUCUUACGGGGAGAAAUCUCUACGAUGUGGCCAUUCAACUGGGCAAAAGCUUGAAUAUCGAUCAUGAAAUGAUUUUAAAAAUUGAAAAGGACUUUGGAGAUUAUUUGUACAAGAUUGAUGAUGUGGUCGAUGCUCUCCCCCAUUACAUCCAAGCCAUUGAUUUGGGGAAAACUAGUGAAAUUAUUUUAAAGUACCGUGAAUCACAGUACAUCAACCAACUGACGGAGUACCUGGAGGCUUUACAUGACAAGGGAUUAGCCCAAAAGGAGCAUACAACUCUCUUACUAAACAGUUAUGCCAAACUGAAAAACCACAAAAAGCUUCAAGAGUUUAUUGAAAACGAUUCCAACAGCAGCAAGUUUGACUUUGAAACCGCCAUUCAGAUUUGCCGCCAAAGUGAGUACUACGACAUGGCAAGUGAGCUGGCCAAAAAGAUGGGAGAAUCUCAGCUUGUUGUGCAAAUUAAACUUAAGGAUUUACAAGAUUACAAGGGUGCAUUGUCAUAUGUCCACAGCUUGCCUGUUGAUGAGUGUCUGCGCAUCUUGAUUCAAAAUAGCCGUGUUCUACUAAACAAAUUUCCCAAUGAAACAACACUGUUGUUAAUUGACUUGUUUACAGGGAAAUACGCACCCAAAAAUGAAGUGGUAGCUACUAAAGAUACAACUCCAGAAGCCAAAGACGACGACUCGACUUAUAUUGCUGCGCCGGUACUCCAAAGUUAUCGUGCCUUUGUUAACUACAUGUCAUUGGCAGCAAACGAGGAAGAAGAAGCAAAAAAUCAGACAGUAGAGCCUCCAACAUAUCAGCCCCCACGACCUCGGCUUAUUUUUUCAUCAUUUGUGGACCACCCUAACGAGUUUGUCAUUUUCCUUGAGGCGUGUCUUGAAGCAUAUGAAAGGUUUUCUGGUAAUGAAAAAGACCGAAAAGAUAUUCUGAGCACCUUGUAUGAAAUGUACUUGGAGUUGUCCAAGAAUUCUGAAGACAAAAAGGAGUGGGAAGACAAGGCCAAAGAACUUGCGACGGAAUCAGCCAAAGCGUUGGAUCCAAAUACAAUUUUACUUUUAUCCCACCUAGCAAACUUUUCCGAGGGAGAACUUUUUACCAAAGACCAAGAAGGAUUUCAAACAGACCUGUUUCGGUCGUGUGUUUCCAUGGGUGAUGUUCCAGGAGCAAUCAACGUACUAAAAAAAUAUGGCGAUUCAGAACCUGAGCUAUACCCAUUAGCCCUUACUUUCUUUACAUCAUCGCCUUCCAUUUUGGAAGAAGCUGGUGAAGAAUUUCAAUAUGUGCUUAACAAAAUUAAAGAUGAAAAGCUCAUGGCACCAUUGCAGGUGGUCCAGGCACUUAGUGUCAACUCAGUAGCCACUGUUGGCUUGGUAAAACAAUACCUGAUUGACUUAAUUGAACGCGAAAAGUCUGAAAUUGAUACCAAUCUCAAACUUUCUGCAAGCUACCGAGCAGAAACACAAGCAAAGCAAGCUGAGAUUGAUCAUCUGCGGCGUGACCCGCAGGUUGUCCAGUACACAUCAUGUAGCGCGUGUGGAUCUGCUCUCGAUUUGCCGGCUGUGCAUUUUGGAUGCAAGCACUCAUUCCACCAACGGUGCUUACAUUCUGCAGACGAAACAAACCCGAGUUGUCCCAUCUGCUUGCCUGCAGUUGAAGCCAUUACUGCAAUUAGAAGAGGCCAAGACGAUACAAGUGAUCGAUAUGACUUGUUUAAAAUGGCCUUGGACGAAAGUGAAUCCAAGUUUAAGGUUGUCACAGACUUUUUGGGCCGGGGGGCCAUGGAGCAGGCUCGAUAUAUACUGAGGUGA